Messenger RNA from Penicillium arizonense, 1968 nucleotides. RefSeq lists its product as uncharacterized. Bases 1 to 1968 code for a protein of 655 amino acids. Lineage: Eukaryota; Fungi; Ascomycota; Eurotiomycetes; Eurotiales; Aspergillaceae. The transcript is spliced from 2 exons. The record is from RefSeq and is a predicted model, not a curated record.
AUGCGUGGGACUUUCGUUCUUUCUCUGCUUUCGGCGCUGGGCGCCUCAGCUUCGCUGCUCAAGUCCAACCUCAAAACCAACGUCGACGUGCUGGCACUCGACUAUUCCUUCAACCCCGUGAAGGCAUCGUACUGGACUGGAUAUCCCCAUCACCGACGUACCCCAUUCGCCGUCUCGCCAGACGGAAAAUCCGCAUAUAUCGCGUACCUUGAUUCUAGUGCGACAGAUGUCCACGUCCAGCAAUUGGACCCUGACACCUUCAAAGCCACCGGAACCACCGUCACCGUUAGCGGCGGAAAGGAAGCCGGCGGUCUCGUCGCCCACAACGAUGGCUUCGCCCUCCUAACCAACGAGGCCAUGCCCUCAGGAACAACCAACGCCCCACCAAGCAACACCCCAGUCCCAGUCCUGUACCGCUACACCAGCGGCAAGCAAACCUUCAAGACCUGGCUGGGUGGACCAGAUGUGCACACCUCCGACGGACUUUCGGCAUCGCCGGACCUAAACGGCGACCUGGUCUACUCCGAAAAAGCAGGCCUCUACGGCGCCUACUUCGUGGUAACCGACUACUCAGGCGACGCCUCAGGCCACUUCGGCGACAGCAUCGAAUACGUCUCAACAAACGGAACCCUGGUAACCAUCGCCGGCGCCUCCAGCUCCUGGGGCUGCAGCCACAACACGGGUAUUGCUUUCGAGGCCGCGGACGCAGCGCCCUUCGCUAGUAUCUGCGCCGAAGACCAGGGCGCUAUCUGGCUCAAUACCAAGACUCAGGGUAUGAGCACCGACGGCGUCAAGAUCUCGAACGAGAACACCACCAAUGGUGGCGGUGGUGAGGCUAUGGGUGGUAUGUCUGGUAGUUACAGUGCGCUUGCGCGUUUUGCUGAGACUACGAAGUAUAUCUUUGCUUGGGUGUCGCGUGGCGCGAUGGAUGUUACUGAGAAUGCGUGGAUGGGGAGUGGGUAUACGAAUGUGCAGAACCGGACGAAUGGGCGCAAUGUUGCUAUUUCGUUGUUCUCGGAUAAGUAUACUAAGGUUGGUGACCAGGCUACCUCUGUUGUUGGUACUGAGGAUGGUGAUAGCCAGGUUAAUUGGGUGACGAGUGGAUCGAAUGAUUGCUCGAAUGCGCAUGCUGCUACCUUUGGUAGUGCCAAUGCUGUUGUUUCUUGGGAGGAGAUCUCGAAUCCUACUUGUGAUUUCAUUGCUAUGGGAUGCCGGGGUACUUUUGCCGGUACUUUCUUCCAGCAGGUUGAUUCGACUGGUGCGAAGGUUGGUGAGGCCAUUUCUAGUGAGGAUGUUUAUGUUGCUGGUGAUAUGGUGACUAUGUCUGAUGGCCGCGUUUGCUGGCCUUAUGUUAGUAUGACUUGGGAUUUGUCGCGGGCUGUUGAUGAUUUUUCUUCGUCGAGUACUAAGAAGAUUAGUGUUGCUUGUUUGAGUCUUGGGAGUGUUGAUACUUUUUCUGUUGCUGCCACUACUGCCGCUGCUGCUGCCACUGCCACUGCCUCCGUUGACGCCUCUUCCAACGUCGCUUCUGACGCCUCCUCUGACGCCUCCUCUGACGCCUCCUCUGACGCCUCAGCUAGCGCCUCUACCGAGGCCGCUUCUAUUGUGGCUCCUGCUGCCUCAUCUGCUGCCGUUCCUGCCGCCUCCGGUGCUGCAUCGGGUGUUUCUUCAGAUGCUUCAUCCGAAGUCUCCUCAGACGCCGCAUCCGAAGCCUCAAACGCCUCUCCUGUCGUUUCUGCUGCCGCUUCCGCUGCUCCUGUUGUCCCCGCCGCCUCUGGCAGCGCCGAUACCGGCUUUGAAGGUGCCAUUCCCUCCGCCAUUCCCACUGGCAUUCCCGCAGAUGAAUCAUCCGAUGAGGCUGCAUUCUCUGCCUGCACUGGAGCUCCUAAAGCCCAUCAUGGUAAUCUCGGUCAUCACACCCAUCACGGCCACCGCGGUCACCACACCAGCUUGCUGCCUGACUUCUAG